GUGAGUGUUGGAUUACCCGUCUUGGUGUACCUGCACGGGGGAGGGUACCACGGGGGUUCUGGAGAGGCCGCCCCUCCCCACGCCCUGCUCAACGAGGAGAUCGUCCUGGUUGUUCUGCAGUACAGGCUCGGCGUCCUUGGAUUCCUCUCCACGGAGGAUGACGUCAUCCCUGGGAACUUCGGCCUCAAGGAUCAGACGCUGGGCCUCCGGUGGGUGCAGAGGAACAUCGCCAACUUCGGAGGCGACCCUCGCAGGGUGACGCUCCUCGGCCAUGGGGCGGGGGCUGCCUCGGCGCACCUGCAGAUGCUCAGCUCGAAGUCCUUUGGACUUUUUUCCCGCGUGAUCUUACAGUCGGGGACGGCGCUGUGUCCUUGGGCUCUCGGAGGCGCACACAGACAAGUGGCUGACUACACGGCGCGACUGGUGGGCUGCUCCUCGGACCUGGGCGCCCACCACCUUCUGCAGUGCCUUCAGGCCGUUCCUGCGGGCAAGCUGGUGCACACCAUCGCUGAGUAUUUUGUGUGGAUGGGCAGUCCCCUCUUGGUGGGGCCUCGAGUAGACGGGGACUUCCUGACAGCCUCCCCAGAAGUCCUCAUGCUCGAGGCCAGACACAGGGAAGUCGACCUCAUCACCGGCAUUACGGCGCAUGAGGGGGCGCUGCUCGCAACAGCCAUCCACACUAACGAGACUCUGAGGUCGUCGAUUCGCAACAACUUCUCCCUGGCGGGCGUGGCGUCGCUCGAGUUCAGCCAGGGGGACGCGACGCCCUUGGACCAGGCGCACAAGAUCUUCCAGCAUUACCUGGGCGGCCUCAAGCUCGAUAAGGCCCAGGCGGGAGAACUGGCUAAGCUGUACGGCGACCGUCACUUCGCAGUGUGCCACGACCUGACGGCCAUGUUGCACGCCCGCAAUGCACGCCCAUUCAAGAAGACCUUCAUGUAUGAGCUCACCCACCGUGGGCUGAGCUCGACACUCCCGCCCGAAUAUGCUUUCCUGCCCGCGAAUGGAUGGGUCGCGCAUAGGGACGACCUGCUGUAUCUCUUCCCAGGGGGCGCUAACCCAGUGCGAGGGCGUGAGGAUCUGCGUCUGCGUGACCUCAUGACCAGGCUAUGGGCCAACUUCGCCGCUACAGGGAACCCGACGCCCGAUGCCAGCCUGGGAUUCACGUGGGAGGCCGCCACGGAAUUCUGCCUGCGACACUUGGCCCUCAGUCCUUCUCCUGUGAUGAUGGACGACUCAAGACGCAAGAUUCGGGAUUUCUGGGCAGGACUCCCAACCCGACAGAACCUGAUCCUGCAGCCGUCUCGGAGCGGGGGCGUGAAACCUCGAGAGGGGAAGGGCAAGAGCGAAUCCUAUGGGGCGUCGCCGACCCGUCCGGUGCUCAAGAAGCCAAUGAAACACAACGCCAGGGAAGAGCUUUGAUUAUGGUGAACAAAAUGGCUGAAAAGAUGUUUUAUUUACCUACCUGAUGCUGUAACAGACUGGUUAGUUGGGUCGUUGAGUUACCAAAUGCCUGAAUGACUUGGCGGUUUUUGUCUUUUUGUCUACGAGUCUCUUUUCGUCCCUGACUGACUAACGUGUCUUGUUUGGCCAUUUGGUUAAGAGGUCGGCACGGUAUGCCAGUGGAAAGAUGACUCUAAGAAAGGUGGUGUGAGUGAUGCCGGUCGUUAAGCUGGUUUGUUUAUAGAUUACUUAAUUCAUGUUUGUUUGUUUUUUGUGUGUUUUUGUAAAAGAGUGGCUACGUUC
Messenger RNA from Penaeus monodon (black tiger shrimp), 1746 nucleotides. Its product is annotated as cholinesterase 2-like. The record is from RefSeq and is a predicted model, not a curated record. Gene Ontology annotation, molecular function: hydrolase activity. Lineage: Eukaryota; Metazoa; Arthropoda; Malacostraca; Decapoda; Penaeidae. The transcript is spliced from 9 exons. The annotation marks the transcript as partial.